Pseudoliparis swirei is the source of this 7722-nucleotide messenger RNA. It is a transcript of the gene vwc2, whose product is annotated as von Willebrand factor C domain containing 2. Gene Ontology annotation, biological process: negative regulation of BMP signaling pathway. The coding region runs from base 4780 to 5619 and encodes 279 amino acids. Gene Ontology annotation, molecular function: protein binding. Gene Ontology annotation, cellular component: AMPA glutamate receptor complex. The record is from RefSeq and is a predicted model, not a curated record. Lineage: Eukaryota; Metazoa; Chordata; Actinopteri; Perciformes; Liparidae. The transcript is spliced from 4 exons.
AGACCGCUGCCUUGUACUCGUCCAUGUUGCGGAUACAAGACCGGAGUUAUAGGCAGCAGUACGGGCGUUCACAGCUUCCCGGAUGGAUCUAUCAACCCACGGCUUUUGGUUAGGAAAGACCCUAACUUUUACCGUGGGGACGAUGGUGUCCGUUAGCGUUGCUAUGAGGCUCAUUGCUACUUCCACAAACUCGCUGACGUCACUGGAACUGGAUUGGAUCAUGUCCCAGUCGACGACACGCAGAGCGUCCUGUAGCUCAGCCUCUGAUUGGUCAGACCACCGCAUUACGUUCCUCGUCACUACCGCUUCCCGCGCGAUCCUUUGUUUAUACUCCGGAAGCAGAAAAAUGGCGGCAUGGUCUGAUUUCCCUAACGGAGGGAGAGAGACAGCCUUGUAGCCUCUCUUGAAUGGCGUAUAGCAGUGGUCCAACGUUCUUUCCCCUCUGGUAGCACACGUAAUGUGCUGGUGAAAGUUCGGCAUGACUUUUUUUAGGUUUGCCUCAUUUCUGAGAUUUAGCUUAAAUUAUGCUAACAUUAAAACAUUUUUACUGGACCAAGGAAGAGUUUAUAAAAAUUAGUCAGACUAGUCCUGUAUAUAGAUUUCCCCAAGAGUUCCAGGAAAUGAAUAAUGCAGAUGUGUUCCAUACAUAUCUGAAAUCCCCUACAAUAGCAAUCAAACAAUUUUAAUGUAUCAAUUAGGACAUUUUUCAAAGUAAAAGUCCUAAAUGUUUAAAGAAAUCUGUAAUUUCUUUACUGUUUGAGUUGCUUUAUAUAUGUAUUUCCUCAUAGUCCUAGGCAAUAAUGCUACACAAUAAAUAGAAUGCUUCAAUCGACUCGGUGAUCGGUAAUAUCGGUGAUCGGCAGAUACUGAUUUCAGUGAUCGGUGAUCGGCACCAAAAACCUGAUCGGUGCAUCUCUAAUCAUAGAAAAUUACAGAGUGGCGGGUGGAGAUUUCACCCUGUUAUAAUGGUAGGGGAAACAUUGGAGUUGAUAAGCGUGUCUUCUUGUCUGAUCAAUACACAACUGUGAGGUGCGUGAAUGGACAGAGCGGCCAGCUGCUGAUCACUCACUCAAUAGGUCGACCUGCACGACCAGACGGUGCGCGCGCAGCGAGCAAACAUUUUUUUUGGGGAGCACCGAAGACCCAUUUUGACCCAGGAAAAACCCUGUGUGCGCCCCUAAAUUUUCUGCUUGCGCCCCUAAAAUUUUAAGUUAGGGGCCACUGUGCUCCUAGUAAAAAAAGUUAGUCUGGAGCCCUGAGCUCACACGUAGCUCACAUGUAGCUCACACGUAGCUCACACGUAGCUCACACGUAGCUCACACGUAGCUCACACGUAGCUCACAUGUAGCUCACAUGUAGCUCACAUGUAGCUCACACCUAGCUCACACCUAGCUAACACACUGUGUGGGAGUAUUUCCAGUGUAUCACUUGUCUUCCAUCAAUUGGGGAAUAUGAGAAACAGACUCUGAAGGCUCGGUCGGAUGAGAACAUGUCCUCAGUAACGAGGCAGCAGAGGAGCUUAUUAACUCGUCGUAUCUUUCAGACGUGUUGAACAAUUAAUGUGGGGAACUCAGGCUUGUAUUAGCAUCCAAGAAGAAGCUCAAUAUAUUUUUUAAUGGAUUCACGUUACAGAGCUUUAUUCUUACUCCGGGAGGUAUUUUAAAAUGCAAAAGAUGUAAAUGUUAGUUUUCUAUCCCUGUAUCGAUAGUUCACUGUGUGUGUCACUGUGUGUGUCACUGUGUGUGUCACUGUGUGUGUCACUGUGUGUGUCACUGUGUGUGUGUCACUGUGUGUGUCACUGUGUGUGUGUCUGUGUGUGUGUGUCACUGUGUGUGUGUCACUGUGUGUGUGUCACUGUGUGUGUCACUGUGUGUGUGUCACUGUGUGUGUGUCACUGUGUGUGUCACUGUGUGUGUCACUGUGUGUGUCACUGUGUGUGUCACUGUGUGUGUGUCACUGUGUGUGUGUCACUGUGUGUGUCACUGUGUGUUAGCAGCGGAGCGUCGUGAGACACGGCGCUCCGUUGACGUGUGUGUACAGUAGUCGGUGUUUACAUUGUGAACCUCACCUUUCCUUCACUCGGCUCUCCUCAGUGCUAAACGGGGUUCUGUAGUUGCGGUUCUGGAUCUAGUGGAUCUCAUCCUGUAGAGCCAGACGGCCCGACUCACUGGUUAUGUGUCGGUCCGCCGGCUUCUCUUCUGUUUCUCUCCCUAAACCUCUGGAGCGCUUCGACUGUCAGCUCCUGGACAAUGGACGCCGAGCAGUUAUUCAUGUUCCUGGCGUGGCCCAGACGAUGCAGAGCUGUGUGACUUUGGAAUAAAUGUGACUUUUUAUGAAAACAGAUUGGUUGUUUUCUUACGUGCAGUGAAGGAAAGCUUUUACAUUUGUGUUGAUUACUCCGACUCCGAAACAAAAACAUUUACUCUGGUGAUUUAUGCCUUAAGUGGCUCUGAACUUUAAUUGUAUAAAUCAGGACAACACAUUUCCGCUCAGCUGGAAUUAUAUUGAAUAACUCAGAGAGCAUUUUGUAUGUUAAUUUAUUUUCGUAGAAACAAAAUAUCUACUUUAUAUACAUGCAGUGGAUAUUUUGCACCUAUUGGGAAAUGAUUUCACAUGUUAUUAAUGCUCCUUGACAUAUCGGCCUCAACACAAACACUAAUAAGUUGUAUUUCCCUGGUGUUUGUGUCUCACCGUGCAACACCAACAAGAACAACAUCGUAUAACUUCAUGUGCAUCUACAGCAUGGAACACAUUUAAGGGCAGUGAUGCGGAAAUAUGGAAAACAAUCGAGAGCGGUAACAGCCGCCAUUAGCAGCUGGCGCCACACGGACAUUUUGGGGUUCCUGGCAGCAGCUCAGACGAAGCUGCCGAGCAUCAGGAUGAGAUGAAGGCCGCCGGCUCCGGACCAGCUGGUCGGAAGACAAGUGACCUCACGGGGAAGAUCCAACACGAGGGGUUCUCACGGGGGAGAGAACACGCUGACCUCCAGGUGCACAGGCCCACUGCUCAUGGGUAGGUAGGUCUCACCCCCCCCCCCCCCCCCAUCCCUCUCUUUUAGGAACCCCUCUGUCCAUGUGAGGCCUCCAUGUGUGUGGCUGAUCGAUAGCUAAUCAAUAGUGAAUGUGGGCAGAGCGUGUAACAGUGGAGGAAGAGGAGCUGCGUGUUUCUGAUGACGGCUUCACAGCUUCUAUAUUUAAGAUUUCUUUUUCUUAGCCUGACACAGGCAGCAGUGAGACAUCCGGCUUCUUCUGGAGCUGUUUUGACAAAACUAUUUUGAGGAAAAUAAGUAAAUAUAAAUGUAUUUUUUUUUAAGUGGUUGCAAAAUGUGACACGUAGAGCUGACACUCCCUGAUGGAAAAUACUUGCAGUACUCCGAUAAUAUUCCCCUAUGCAUGUAUAUUUAAUAUGGUAUUAUUUCAGUUGCUCACUGGAAUACUAUAUAAUACUUUAUGUGCUACCUUCCAGAGAGAGGAUAGCAUGUGUUGUUAUGGUAAACGUGUGGUUCAUUGUUUUUGAAUGAAUGCUCCCGGAGCCCUCUUCUUGUAUCUGAUUCUUAUCUGCGUGUUCGUGACGUUAUGAAUCAGAUGCAGGUUGAUAUUUGCAUGUCGCGUCCUCUGUACUUCUGUUUGGGAGUUUAGGGAUUCAAUCCGUUAACCUUCAACCGGUGGUGGGGAGCAGUAGAUGUAAAACACACCACGUUACAUUCAUAACGUUGCUGUAGCUAAAUGAAGCUAAAUUUAAGUAGCCACGCCGUCUCUGUCUGUUGGAUUAUUCAUGAUGCAUUGAUGUGUAAAUAUUGCAGCUGGCCAUGGGUAGCUAUUAUACUGCUAUCUUAUUACUUUUGGGUGAUUCAGUGUGUAAUAUGAUCUUCUCAACUGUGUAUGUAAACAACUGUGGGAAGUGUUACCAUGGCAUGUUGUAAAGACUUAUAGUCUUCUGAGGAUCUAAUGAAAAAGUCUGUUUAUUUUUCUGUGUCUCUGAAAACUAACUUCAGAUAAAUGAAGUGAGAAGGAAACCACUUCCUCCUGCAACCCAUUAGAGUUCUACAGUAGGAGGUAGGAGAGAAGGACGUGACUUCAGGUCGGCUGCGGGCUUGUUGUACCUCAAUGUUUACACGUUUUAUUCUUGGAGGUGUAAAGAAGGCUUUGAAGAGGACUUAGAUUGGGACACAAUGAUCUCUCAGCUUCAUUCUGUCUUCUGUUUUAUGUCUUCAGUUAUUGCCCUCCCCCCUCUGGAGGCUAAUGUUCUUUUCUCAUCCAGCAACAAAUUACUUUGAGACCAAGUAUCAGGGAACGACUUCCUAACGCCAGAUAACUAAGUAAAGCCGUUAAUCGCAGCAGCGCGUGAGCCUCUAAUUGGCCGGCUCGUUUCAAACGGCGCCACCUAGCGGCCGCUCGGCCUCAUGCAUUCAGUCGUUCUCUCUCUCUCUGUUUCUUUGGUCACUGUGAGAAGUGUCGUCGUGCAGCGGGGACGUCAGUAGCUGCUGCGCGGCACACUGCGCGGCGCAUCGCACGAGACGGAGGAGCGCGCGCCCGCGCCGCGGAGACGAAAGUUGAGACGCGCCGCGAGCUUCCUGCGGGGCGACGCCGCGCGCACGGGGGCUCCACGCCGGUCUGCACCGCACCGCACCGCCAGCUGCUGCUGCUGCUGCGUUCUGGACCCCGGCGCACGGACGGAUAACGGGUAUCACAGAUGCAGCGGCUCACACCUGCCGAGUGAAGUCUGGUAUGUGAGCCGAGGAGUUUUCCCACCUCGCCGGUGGUGGGAAGAGAGAGAGAGAUGCUGCGCCGCGUUGCCAUGACAGCAGAAGUUCUUCUUCUCCUGGGGGUCCUGAUCGGCGGCGCCCAGUGCAACCCGAUAGCGACCUCGCCGGCCGGCCGGGAGCGUCUGGAGAGAGUGCUGACCCGAGCCCGGCAGGACGAGCGGCCCCCGGGAGCCGGCGCCCGCUCCAACGGGACUCGAGGAUCCGAGGCCGCCGAGCCCCAGGAGCUGUGGACGGAGCCGGACCGCCUGGACCGGAUGGACCAGGGCCCCACGAGCGACGUCGCCCUCUCCCUGGACGCCAUCGACGAGUACGCCUACCCGGACUACCGCGGCAAGGGCUGCAUGGACGAGAGCGGCUUUGUGUUCGCCAUCGGCGAGCGGUUCGCUCCGGGCACCUCGCCGUGCCCGUGCCUCUGCACUGACGAGGGUCCCAUGUGCAGCCAGCCCGACUGCCCCCGGCUGCACGCCCGCUGCCUGCGCGUGGACACCAGCCGCUGCUGCCCCGUCUGCAGGGAGGAGAAGAACUACUGCGACUUCCGGGGGAAGAUCUACGGCUCGCUGGAGGAGUUCAGGGUGUCUCCGUGUGAGAAGUGCCGCUGCGAGCCGAGCGGCGAGGUGCUGUGCUCCGUGGCGGCGUGCCCCCAGACGGAGUGCGUGGACCCGGAGUACGAGCCGGACCAGUGCUGCCCCAUCUGCAAGACCGGGCCAAACUGCUACGCCGACACCACGGUGAUACCGGCCGGCCGAGAGGUGAAGAUCGACGAGUGUACAAUCUGCUACUGCACAUACGAGGAGGGCACGUGGCAGAUCGAGCACCAGGCCACCUGCAGUAAGAACGAGUGCCAGCCGAGCUAAACACCGGCCAUCGACCCAAACACCGGACGUCGACCCAAACACCGGACAUCGACCCAAAGACCGGACAUCGACCCAAACACCGGACAUCGACCCAAAGACCGGACAUCGACCCAAACACCGGACGUCGACCCAAACACCGGACGUCGACCCAAACACCGGACGUCGACCCAAACACCGGACAUCGACCCAAAGACCGGACAUCGACCCAAACACCGGACAUCGACCCAAACACCGGACAUCGACCCAAAGACCGGACAUCGACCCAAAGACCGGACGUCGACCCAAACACCGGACGUCGACCCAAACACCGGACGUCGAACGUCGACCCAAACACCGGACGUCGACCCAAACACCGGACAUCGACCCAAACACCGGACAUCGACCCAAAGACCGGACAUCGACCCAAACACCGGACGUCGACCCAAAGACCGGACGUCGACCCAAACACCGGACGUCGACCCAACACCGGACGUCGACCCAAACACCGGACGUCGACCCAAACACCGGACGUCGACCCAAACACCGGACGUCGACCCAAAGACCGGACGUCGACCCAAAGACCGGACGUCGACCCAAACACCGGACGUCGACCCACACACCGGACAUGGACCCAAACACCGGACAUGGACCCAAAGACCGGACAUCGACCCAAACACCGGACGUCGACCCAAACACCGGACAUGGACCCAAACACCGGACAUGGACCCAAAGACCGGACGUCGACCCAAACACCGGACGUCGACCCACACACCGGACAUGGACCCAAACACCGGACAUGGACCCAAAGACCGGACAUCGACCCAAACACCGGACAUCGACCCAAACACCGGACGUCGACCCAAACACCGGACGUCGACCCAAACACCGGACGUCGACCCAAACACCGGACAUGGACCCAAAGACCGGACAUCGACCCAAACACCGGACGUCGACCCAAACACCGGACAUGGACCCAAAGACCGGACGUCGACCCAAAGACCGGACGUCGACCCAAACACCGGACGUCGACCCAAACACCGGACGUCGACCCAAAGACCGGACGUCGACCCAAAGACCGGACGUCGACCCAAACACCGGACGUCGACCCAAAGACCGGACGUCGACCCAAAGACCGGACAUCGACCCAAAGACCGGACAUCGACCCAAACACCGGACAUCGACCCAAACACCGGACAUGGACCCAAAGACCGGACGUCGACCCAAAGACCGGACGUCGACCCAAACACCGGACGUCGACCCAAAGACCGGACGUCGACCCAAAGACCGGACGUCGACCCAAACACCGGACGUCGACCCAAAGACCGGACAUCGACCCAAAGACCGGACAUCGACCCAAACACCGGACAUCGACCCAAAGACCGGACGUCGACCCAAAGACCGGACGUCGACCCAAACACCGGACAUCGACCCAAACACCGGACAUCGACCCAAAGACCGGACAUCGACCCAAAGACCGGUGCUAAUCCGUGAACUCUCGGCGCUCACGCCGUCUCCCGGACGUCAGGGUCGGACAGCAGAGCCCUCGAGCGUUCAGCAUUUAUAGAACUCACUCCUGUAUUACUGAGAGAGAGAGAAAAAGAAGCUUUUAUGAAAGUUUAUAAUCCACACAAAGAAUAUCUAUUUAUCUAUGUAUUGAAUUAUGUAUUAAUAUCCACAAAUAUACAAGUCUUUAAUGCGGAAGUAGUGAACAACUAUUUUUUAUAGCCUGUGUAUUUUAUGAACAAUAUAUUGGACCAGAAUGUGAAGAGGACACCCAGCUGUCUUUGGAGGUGAACACCUCGGGGUCUCGAUGUGGUUCACCACAGACCUUGACCCCCUUGACCCCUCUGACCCCCCUGACCCCUCUCCACAAACACUAGACUGUGAUCCAUUUGCUGUGUAGACCAUCCAGUGCAGAGUUCAAGACUUUUGACUGUUUCCUCAUUUAUUUGACCUUUUUUGGAUGUUGAAAAGUGUUUUUUGUAUUUCUCUUGGUACCGUGUGUUCGUGUUUCAAAUAAACGCCAGGCUGGGCUCUGUAGAUGCUCAAAUGGUACUUCUCAGCUGUAAGUCUUUAUGUUUUACGUCGACUAACUUCCGGCUGAAUAAAAUGUUUUCGAUUUGA